AUGGUACCUCUCAUCUUCCACGGCACCUUCAUCCACUCGGUCACCCCGCGAGAAGUCGAUAUCAUCGAGAAUGGCCUGCUUGUGGUGUCUGCCACGGGGAAGAUAGUCUUCCUGGAACGAAACAUCCCCGUGGAAGACGUCCAAAAGCACAUCUCGACCCUCUCCUCCGAACCAGACCUGAGAUCCGCACCCGUCACCGUCCUCAAGCACGGCGAGUUCCUCAUCCCCGGGUUCCUGGACACGCAUAACCACGCCCCGCAAUGGACGCAGCGGGGCAUGGGCCGUGGUCUCCUGAUCAUGGACUGGUUGAACACAGUUACCUUCCCGCACGAGGCGAGGUUCAAGGACCCCGAAUACGCCCGCGAGACGUACGCCAAGUGCGUCGACGGCUUCCUGAAGCAGGGUGUCACCACGGCGUCGUACUAUGGCAGUCUGCACGGAGAGGCAACCAAGAUCCUCGCCAAGACGUGUCUGGAAAAGGGGCAACGAGCGCUCGUGGGUAAAUGCAACAUGGCACGCUCCGCGCCGGAUUUCUACGUCGACGAGAGCUCCAAGGAGUCGCUCGAGACCACGGAGGAUUUCCUCGCGUACAUGAAGGAACUCGACCCUGAAUGCCGACUCGUGCAGCCUAUCCUGACGCCCCGGUUCGCCAUCUGCUGCGACGAGGAGUUGCUGGACGGACUAGGCAAGAUCGCCAAGCGCGAGCCGAAGAUGAUGAUCCAGACGCAUUUCGACGAGGCCAGACAAGAAGUCGAAAUCACCCGUCAGCUGUUCCCGCAGUUCAGCAACGAGGCAGAUCUGUAUGAGUAUUUCGGUCUCUUCAACGACCGCACCAUCAUGGCGCACUGCAUCUACCCCAACGACUAUGAGAUCGGCAGAUUGAAGGAGUGCGACGUCGGCGUGGCACAUUGCCCCGUCAGCAACACCACGGGGGGUGAAUGGGGCGCUGCGCCUAUCCGACGCUACAUCGACAUGGGCAUCAAGGUCGGUCUGGGCACCGACAAUGGAGGUGGCUUCAGCAGCAGUAUCCUCGACGCGAUCAGGCAGGCCGUCAUCACUAGUAAUGGGAGAGCUGUGAUGACAGGGGACCGGAAUGCCGUCGUGAGCUUGAACGAGGCCUUCUAUAUGGCCACGCUGGGCGGUGCCAAGGUCUGCAAUCUGAGCGACAAGGUGGGAACCUUUGCUGUUGGCAAGGAGUUCGAUGCGCUAAAGAUCACCACCGCGGAGGGGGAUCGGGUGAGCACGCUCGUUGAAGACGUGGAUACUAUCGCCGAUAUCUUUGAGAAGUUUCUCAUGACUGGAGAUGACAGGAACAUUGCUUCUGUAUACGUUCAGGGUCGGUCUGUUAAAAACUAA
This is a messenger RNA of Monascus purpureus, 1356 nucleotides long. NCBI's taxonomy places the organism in Eukaryota, Fungi, Ascomycota, Eurotiomycetes, Eurotiales, Aspergillaceae. The record is from the annotation of a GenBank genome assembly.